This is a messenger RNA of Nycticebus coucang (slow loris), 1090 nucleotides long. RefSeq names its product NKG2-A/NKG2-B type II integral membrane protein-like. NCBI's taxonomy places the organism in Eukaryota, Metazoa, Chordata, Mammalia, Primates, Lorisidae. Gene Ontology annotation, biological process: stimulatory C-type lectin receptor signaling pathway; positive regulation of natural killer cell mediated cytotoxicity. Bases 176 to 865 code for a protein of 229 amino acids. The record is from RefSeq and is a predicted model, not a curated record. The transcript is spliced from 7 exons.
GGCAUUGCUUGUUCUUGUCCAGAACUGAUGCCUUUACAUUUCAUCUUUUAUUUCUCAGCUGCUUUGGGCCUUUCCUGAGAGCAACCUGGGCUCUGCACUAACGGAUGCGUGACCUUAUGGAUGCAGAAGACCAGGUAUCAUAGAGCACAGUCCCUGACAUCCCACAGCUGCAAAGAUGGAUAACCAAAGAGUGAUCUACGCUGAUAUAAAUCAGGCUCAAACCCCAAAGAAGCAACAAAGGAAACCUAAGUGCACUAAAAGCCCCAUUUCAGAAUGUGAACAAGAAAUAACCUACGUGGAAUUAAACCUUCAAAGAGCAGCUCAGGAUUUUCAAGGGGAUGGCAAAGCUUACCACUGCAAAGGUUUACCAUUCCCUCCAGAGAAGCUCAUUGCUGGGAUCCUGGGAAUCAUCUCUCUUGUCUUAAUGUCCACUGUGGUAACCAGACUUGUCAUUGCCUCACAGAAGCAGAACAAUUCUUCAGAGAACAUAGGAACUCAGAAAGCAUAUCAAUGUGGUCAUUGCCCAGAGGAGGGGUUCACACAUUCCACCAAUUGUUAUUACUUUGGUAAGGAAUUAAAAACUUGGACUGAGAGUUCCAUGGCCUGUGCUUCUAAGAACUCCACUCUGCUUUAUGUAGAUGAUGAAGAAGAAAGGAAAUUUCUGGGCUCCCUGUCAUUUUGGUCAUGGAUUGGAGUCUUUCGUCAGAGCAGUGGUCAUCCAUGGGUGUCAAUAGAUGGCUCAACUUUCAAACUUAACAUAGUAGAAACAGAACCUGGUGAACGUAAUUGUGCUUUCCUACUCAAGAGUCUUCAAUCAGAUGUAUGUGGAUCUUCAAAAAGUUAUAUCUGUAAGCACAAGCUUUAGAAUUAAAACCAUGAAUUUGGAUUUGCUUAUGCAGAUUUUUUUUUUUUUUUGGCAGUUUUUGGCCGGGGCUGGGUUUGAACCCACCACCUCUGGUAUAUGGGGCUGGCACCCUACUCCGUUGAGCCAUGGGCGCCACCCUCGGCUAUGCAGUUUUAUAUUGUGUGAAAUGGAAAUAAUAUUUUUAUUGAAUAAGUCAAAAUGAAUUAUUUGUUUAUAAAUAAAAAU